This is a messenger RNA of Durusdinium trenchii, 672 nucleotides long. The record is from the annotation of a GenBank genome assembly. Lineage: Eukaryota; Dinophyceae; Suessiales; Symbiodiniaceae.
AUGCUUCGGCGUGUGGCGCUUCCAUGGCUGGUGGUGUUGCUUGGAAAAUGCUCAGCUACUCGUGUACAAGUCUCCCAAGAAGAGGUAGCGACUCGGACCGACAACAACCCCUUGUUCCGCCCUGUGCAGCGCACCGCCACGCAGGCCGCCACCGAGUUCGUGGCCGCCCGCUGGGCGCAGGUCGAGGCGCGGCUGCCGCUGGCGGCGCGGAACCUCUUUCGCGGCCGGACGCAGGGCGUCGCGCCGCUGCCGGUGUCGGAGGAGCUCUCCACGAUGGUCCGCCCGACGGUGCGUUGGGUGCCGAAGAUGCCGACGCAGCAGGUGCCUCUGGGCAUCGGGCGCCUCGGCCGAGCGCCGCAGCUCCCGACGGCCAACGCCGGCGCGACGGUGCACGCGGCGCUGCGCGCGCCCUUCGUGCGCGCCUUCCGUGCGCUGGAACGGGCGCUGCCGCGUGGGGAAGUAUCGCUGGAACGCACGGUGCGACCUCGCCGGUCGAUCUUUCCCGUUCGCGCCAGGAGUUGCAGCAGCUCGGAUAGCGAGCCCUGGUGUUGUAAGGUGAGAUUGAUUUUGUAUUUUCGCUAUAUGGUUGAAAUCCCCUGCUGGACAAGUUUUUUGUCAGGUUCCUUCAAAUCCAAGGAGUUGGAGGAGGUAUUUCUCCUCGAGCUCAUCUGA